UACGUAGCUCGCAUUCUCAGUAAGCCCAACAGAGUACAAAAUUAUAAACUUUUUAUAUACAAAUCGAAAAAAAAUUACAAGUCUAAUAGUAUUGGGCAAGCAGAAUGCAAAGAGCAACAGCCAGAGUAAUAGAGCCAGCAAUAAAUCAGCUUGGACAGCUGCUGCAGCGUCUGCAGAUGCACACAGCAGUUGAGCAGCCAUGCCCUAGGCCUAGCCCGGUCGAAGACGCUGCGGAGGAAGAGCGAAGCCUGGACGCUGAAGAUUUGCGCGUGCUGCAUUUGGCAGCGCCGUUUAAGCUGCACCGCUUGGAGCACGGGCCGGAUACGCUGGUGGUGCUGAAGCUGGAGCAGGCGAAGCGAUACUACCGCCAGCUACUGGCAUUGCGACGACUGGAAGCCGCAGCCGCACAGCUGUAUAAGGAGCGGCAAGUGCGUGGCUUUUGUCAUUUGUAUACGGGCCAGGAGGCAUGCGCCGUGGGCUUGUGUGCAGCGCUGCGUGAGCAGGAUAAUCUGAUAGGCGGCUAUCGCAUACACGGCUACGCCUACUUGAUGGGCGUCAGUGCAGUGGGAGUGCUGGCAGAGUUGACGGGCAAAUGCAGCGGCUGUGCGCGUGGCAAGGGCGGAUCGAUGCAUAUGUAUGCGCCGCAUUUUUAUGGCGGCAAUGGCAUCGUGGGUGCUCAGGUGCCGCUGGGUGCGGGCAUAGCCUUGGCCAGCAAAUACCGCAACGAGGACGCCGUCUGCUUUGCGCUUUAUGGCGAUGGAGCUGCCAAUCAGGGUCAGAUCUUCGAGUGCUUUAACAUGGCGCAGCUGUGGCAACUGCCGUUGGUCUUUGUCUGCGAGAACAAUCACUACGGCAUGGGCACGAGUAUCUGGCGCUCCACAUCGAAUACCAGCAACUACAAGCGUGGCGAUGAGCUGCCGGGCAUCUGGGUCGAUGGCCAGGAUGUGCUGGCGGUGCGCAGUGCCGCGCAGUUUGCCAUUGAUCAUGCACGGCGACAUGGUCCACUCGUGCUGGAGCUGUGCACGUAUCGCUAUGCGGGGCAUUCCAUGUCAGAUCCAGGCACCAAUUAUCGCAAGCGUGAGGAAGUGCAGCGGGUGCGGCGCUCGCAAGAUGCAGUCGAACGCUUCGGCACACUUUGCCAGCAGCAAGCUUUGCUUAGCAAGUCGGAGAUGCUGGCCAUUGAACAGGAAGUGCGUGACGAAGUGCAGCAGGCAACCAAAGUGGCCAUAGGCGAUGCUGAGCUGCCGCUUUAUCAUCUGUGGAGCGAUGUCUAUGCGAGCAGUUUGCUAAACAAAAUUCGAGGCAUUAGUGAGCAUAAUUUGAGGCAUGAUGUUACUUAACUAAAUUUUUAGUUAAUAUCAGUAACAGUCACUAACAAAAUGUAAUUUUAUAGGAUUUUUAAUAUAUGUUACAGCUCAGCUAAA
Drosophila busckii is the source of this 1424-nucleotide messenger RNA. RefSeq names its product pyruvate dehydrogenase E1 component subunit alpha, mitochondrial. Gene Ontology annotation, cellular component: intracellular membrane-bounded organelle. Gene Ontology annotation, molecular function: pyruvate dehydrogenase (acetyl-transferring) activity. The transcript has a single exon. NCBI's taxonomy places the organism in Eukaryota, Metazoa, Arthropoda, Insecta, Diptera, Drosophilidae. Gene Ontology annotation, biological process: pyruvate decarboxylation to acetyl-CoA. Bases 105 to 1340 code for a protein of 411 amino acids. The record is from RefSeq and is a predicted model, not a curated record.